Molecule: messenger RNA, 1590 nt
Organism: Erigeron canadensis
Lineage: Eukaryota; Viridiplantae; Streptophyta; Magnoliopsida; Asterales; Asteraceae
Product: stemmadenine O-acetyltransferase-like
Exons: 1
Coding region: 1-1590 (529 amino acids)
Source: RefSeq, a predicted model, not a curated record
AUGAAAGUUGAGAUCAUUUCAAAAGAGAACAUCAAACCAUCUUCCCCAACACCAUGCCACUUGAAAACUUACAACUUUUCCAUGCUAGAUCAGUUUAUUCCUAAUGUAUAUGCACCCCUUCUCUUUUACUACCCUAAUGAUCACGACGGUAACAAUGGUAUUUCCCGAGCUCUCGAAAGAUCGAUAGCUCUAAAGAAAUCUUUAUCCAACACCUUGACUCAGUUCUACCCACUUGCCGGAACAAUCAACAAGAAUCAACUUUCUAUCGAUUGUAACGACGUUGGUGCCAACUUUGUUUGUGCUUUGGUCAAUCGUCGUCUUGAUGAGUUUCUAAGCUAUCCUGACUAUCGGCAAAUCAAUCAUUUUCUUCCUUUUGAGCCUAGUUUGGAUGGGUCAACUCCAAGUGAUCAUGUACUAAAUGUUCAGGUAAACAUUUUUGAAUGUGGUGGAAUAGUUAUUGGCUUUUGUGUUUCGCACAAGAUCUUUGAUGGGGCCGGUUUCUCAACUUUUCUUAAAGGAUGGACAAACAUGGCUUGUGGAGCUAAAGAAGUUGUGUGUCCAAAUCUAAAUGUAUCAUCUCUUUUUCCUGCAAAGGAAUUGUUGAAUGGUGGUAGAUAUAUUAUUGCAAAUUAUGGGUCAUUUUUAAGAAAAGGUAACUUUAGUACAAAAAGAUUUGUAUUUGAUUCUCAAGCCAUAGCCUUACUGAAAACUGAGGCAGCUAAAAACGGCGUACACCAUCCAUCAAGAGUAGACGUGGUAUCUGCUUUCGUAUGGAAGUGUGCUAUGGCAGCGUCUAAAGAAGCCCGUGGUGUUAAAAAACCAUCACUUUUCGUCCACACAGUGAAUCUUCGUAGAAAGCUUUCAACAAAGUUGUCAAAAGACCUUCUCGGAAACCUUAUUUGGUUCUCAUAUGCUUUGUGCCCAACUAACUAUGAGCCCACGUUGCACGGUUUGGUCAAUAAGGUACGCCAAAGUAUCUCAAAAAUCAAUAAUGAGUUUGUGGAUCAAGUACAAGGCGAUGAAGGGCAUGUUGCAUUGGUGAAGUCUCUUAAAGAAAUGGAAGAAAUUGGUACUAAUGAGACUACUGAUUGCUAUUAUGUCACAAGUAUGUGCAAGAUGGGUUUCAAUGAAACUAAUUUUGGUUGGGGGAAGCCGAGUUGGGUCACUAGUAAUAUAUGCAACGAUAUCCCGGUUUUCAUGAAUCUUAUAUGUUUAAUGGACACCAAGUACGGUACAGGGGGAAUAGAAGUUUGGGUAAAUAUCGACGACGAAGAAAUGAAGAUUCUGCAAGGCAACCCGGAGCUACUAUCAUAUGCUUCCCUAGAUCCAAGUCCUCUCGAACGACAACUACAUAUAACUAGCAAUUUUGCUCCCCAUUUCACUACAAGAAACAUGGAUAAAUGGGACGGGCGGAAACCAUAUGAUCAAGUGCUCAAAAAUCCAGGCCAAAUAGCAUCUGGCAUGGUUUUGGAACGUUUUGCGUUCCAUCCUAAACACGGGGUUGCCAAACACAUUUGGGCCAUACAAAAACCGUACCAAAUAAUGUUCAGCACCGCGUUUAGGAAGGCCUUACGAUUUUGUCCCAAAUAG